AUGAGCUACCCACCGUCUGCACCUUCGACUCGCCCUCGAAACCGCCUGUCUUCCGCAACGUCGCCCUCCCUUCGUCCAUCGCCGCCACGAGUCGAUUCGCUAGCCUACAGGUCGCCACGACUUGGCCAAGCAUCAUUCGACGCAUCCGUAUCGCCAUCGUCUUCGCCAGCCCGGCCGCCGCCGUCUUACAGUGCUACCCCGAGACAGCUCUUCCCGGACGACGAUGCCGUCUCGGUCCCUAUGCAGCCGGCAGCCUCGACGGAGACGCUGCACAUCAUGUCGGGCGGCGGAGCAGGCGAUGUGAAGGAGCCGAUACGCUGGACAGUUGGAGAAGAGGGAGAGGCUGUCAAGCCGUUCGGUGCGCGAGGCACACCUCGACCGGCGCCCCUCGACCUUUCCCGCGAUACGGCAAACCUCCCUGACCUGCGGUACUCCGUCGCCUCCUCUGCGUCUGACGCGAAGCCCUCCGCACCCUCCAAGCCGCCCUCCGUUCAACCUUCGCUCGGCCUCCUCUUCUCCCUCACGACUCGCCAGACCUUCUUUACCAUUGUCGUCCCCGGCAUCGUCUGCGCCAUUGUCGCGGGUCUGGUCCCGCCGUACAUGACCCAGAUCCUCGGCGACGCCCUUCAAGCGUACACCGACUUUGGCCUCGCUACAGCCGCACCCGAUCUCUCGCACGAAGCGCUCAAGGCCGCACGGUCAGAGCUCCUGAGCGCUAUCCGCAACAAGGCGAUCAAGUUUGCCGUCAUCGCCGCCGUCGUUUUCUUCUUCUCGUCCACGAACGUCGCGCUGUGGACGAUCCACGGCGAGCGCGCGGCGCACGAGCUCCGCCUGAAGGUCUACCGCGGCGUCAGCGAGAAAAGCCUCGAGUGGUACGACCGCGGGAUGGGUGGCGCAGCGGAUGGCGGAGCCGAAGGUGGAGAGGCGGGCAAGGCGGAUGCUGCGGGACUUAUGGGACGCUUCACCAAAGACACAGAUGAUGUCCGCAUGGGCGCUUCGUCAACAAUCGGCCUCAUCAUCCAGUACCUCUCCUCCUUCAUCUUCUGCAUCAUCCUCGCCUUCUACCGCAAUUGGCGACUGUCGUUCGUCGUCCUCGCCACCAUCCCUGUCGUCACCUUCUUCGUCGGCCUUACCGAGCGUUUCUCGGGACCGCUCGCCAAUCAAGUGCGCGAGGCGACGACGCAGUGUUCGUCCCGCGUCGACCGCGUGAUCGGCGCGAUUUCGACCGUCAAAGCGUUCAACGCCGAGGAGGAGGAGCUCAAGGGCUUCAAAGAGCUCACGAAGAAGGACUUCGUGGCCUACGUCAAGCUUCACUUCGUCUGGGGCUUGCGCAGCGGCGUUGUCCAAUUCCUCCUCAUGUCGAUGUUCGUCCAGGGCUUCUGGUUCGGCGCAUAUCUCAUUCAGACCGGCAAGGCGACGGCGGCUUCGGUCAAUACUUGCUUCUGGGCGUGCCUGCUCGGCAGCACGUAUCUCCAGACCUGCAUCCCGUUCCUCGUCACCCUCGAGAAGGGCAAAAUCGCCAUGGCCGGCCUCCUCACCUUGAUUCGCGAUGAGCCGCCCGCCACGAACGCGACGACUUCGCGCUCUCCGCCGCCGUCAUCUGCCGGCACUUUCGGCAGGCGGCGCAAGGCGCAUCACCGUAAAGGCAGCAGCUUCGGCACGUUGACCGAGGCGUCUGCUUUCGCGAGUGAUGAGAAGGUUGAGGCCAAGGACGACCUGUCGCCCCAUCCCUUCAACGCCGUCGCCUCGCCGACUACGCCUCACACGCCCGUCCUCAUUCCGCUUGCGGGUGCGACUGGAGCUCGCCGUACCGGCGCUCCUCGUGCUCUCAGGAAGCUCUGCCCUGCGACCUUCUCUGGCGAGCUCAGCUUGCGCAACGUCACCUUUCACUAUCCGACUCGACCUGCGCCCGCUCCGCCCGCUCUCAAGGACGUCAGCUUGUACUUUGCCGCCCGAGAAACCACCUACGUCGUCGGCACAUCCGGCUCGGGCAAGAGUACGGUUGGUUCGCUGCUCAUGGCGCUGUAUCGCCCGGAGUCAGGCCGUAUCGAGGUGGACGAGCAAGGGCUCGAGUGGAUCGACGAGGACUGGCUGCGAGGACACGUCGCCUGUCUCUCGCAAGGCGCCUCUGUUCUCUUCGACGGCACCAUUCACGACAACGUUGCGGUCGGAGUCGUCGGCCAGCUGCAGGAGGACGGGACGAAGCGACGUCAGGAGGACGUGACGAGGGAAGAAGUCGUCGCAGCCUGUCGCGGUGCUCUCAUCCACGACUUCAUUCGCGAUCUUCCUGACGGCUACGACACCUGGAUCAGCGGCGAGAAAGGCGCAAGCUUGUCGGGCGGCCAGCGCCAGCGCCUCGCCAUUGCUCGUGCUUGGAUCCGGGACCCGACGGUCCUCAUCCUCGACGAAGCGACGUCGGCGCUGGACGCGACCUCCCGCCUGCUCGUGAACGAGGCGGUCAAGCGCUGGCGAGACAACCGGACGACCAUCGUCAUCACCCACGACCUUGCGCCCAUCGGUCCCGACGACUUUGUCUACGUCAUGGUCGACGGGUCCGUCGUCGAACAAGGCUUCCGCAGCGAUCUCGAGGCGGACCGAUCAGGUCACUUCGCCAGACUCGCAAACUCGCAACAAGGUGCUUCGACUGUCGACGUUGUCGACGACGAGGAGGAAGUGCUCGACCUCGAGGACAUUCAUGCGACGCCUCGCACUCUGGGCGAAGUGUACGGGUCGGCACAUUCCACGCCUCGGAUCCAGAUCAGCGAUGCGGAUGCCGAAGACGUGGGUUCGGUUCGUUACUCGUCGCCCAGCCUCUUCUUCCCGCCUGCAGGCGAUGUCUUCCGCGCAAGUCAAGAUCUACGCGAUGCACGGCGGGUUUCGGCAAACUUCCAAAGUGCGAUCAGCCGUUCUUCCUCUCCCUCGCCGUCCCGCCCGGCGUCGAAGCGGUUCUCUGCGACCGAUCUGCUUCCCCCGUUCGACCCGAUGGAGGGCAGCCGCCGCGCUUCGCGACCCGUCAGUCGCGCCGACUCCGACCUGUCGUUGAGCGCACUCGAACUCGUAUCGGCGGCAGCAAUGUCGAGUCGCAAACCUCUCGGACCGCGGAUCAAGCAUCGCACGAUGACCGAGGCGGACUUGCAGAAGUGGGCCGGUCGCACAGGUCCGACCAGUGCGGAUGCGAUCGUCGACAUGGCUGGCGGGGCGACCUCUCGCGCUCCGACACUGUCGCUCUUCCAGCUCGCGCGGCGAUACUGGCCGACAAUCCCCAACAAGCUGCUCUUCAGCUGCGGCGUCGUGUUCUCGAUGGUCGUUGGCGCGUGCACGCCAAUCUCGUCGACGCUCCUUUCGAAGGUCAUCAGCAACUUGGGCAAUCCGAACGCCAACUCGCUCAUCACGCAAUCAGCGCUUCUCAUCCUCCUCGUCGCCUUCAUCGACGGCAGUGGCUCGUUCCUCAAGUUCUACUGUCUCGAGCGCUGCGCGAUGGGGUGGAUCAGCGCGCUUCGGCGCCGAGCAUUCGGCCUCGUCCUCAAACAGGACAAGUCCUUCUUCGAUCGUCCCGAGAAUGCGACGAGCGCGCUGUCGCACUCUGUCGUCAAGGACUCGGAGGACACUCGAAUCCUGGUCGGAACAGUCGUCGGACAGUGCUGCGUCCUCGUCUCGAUGCUCACCCUCGGCAUCGUCUGGUCGUUCGUGACCGGGUGGGAGCUCACUCUCGUUGGCUUCGGCAUUGCUCCCGUCAUCAUCGUCAUCACUCGCCUCCAAGCCGCCGUGCUCAACAAGCUCGAGGGCGUCAACAAGCUGAAGCGCGAAGAGGUUUCGAAGCGCUUUCAUCAGACCCUGGCGAACGUCCGCGCUAUCCGCAGCAUGUCGAUUCAGCCUGUCUUCACCCGCACUUUCGAGUCGACGGCCGAUUCGGCGUACUCGAGCGGGAUCAAGGCUGCUCCGUUCGCCGGCUUCGGAUUCGCCAGUACCUUCACGCUCACUUACCUCUCGCAAGGCCUGAUGCUCUAUGUCGGCGCCUUGCUCAUCGUGAGCGGUCGAUACACGUUCAGCAAGAUGCUCCAGGUCUUCACCCUCAUCAUCUUUACGAUCACGUUCGCUGGCUCGCUUAUGAACUAUCUCCCUGCGAUGGCCAAGUCUUUGCGCGCGGCAAACGAUUUGCUUCGCCUCCUCGACCUCAAGCCCGAGACAAGAGAGUCGGAAGGCCGCAUGACGUUCCCGAUACACGGGCACGUCUCGUUCGCCGAUGUGCGGUUCGCCUACCCUUCACGACCCGAUGUUCCGAUCCUUCGAGGUCUCGACUUCCAGGUACAGCCUGGCGAGUGCGUGGGCAUCGUUGGUCCAUCGGGCUCUGGCAAGUCUACCGUUGCGGCGCUCCUGCAGCGUCUCUACGAGCCUUCCGACGGUUCGGUCUUGCUCGACGGUCGCCCUCUCGAUCGCGUCGACGUCCGGUACCUCCGUGAUCACGUCGCGGUGGUCUCGCAGCACCCGGCCCUCUUCGACAUGUCGGUCGCGCAGAACAUUGCAUACGGCCGGUUGCACGUCACCCAGGACGAGAUCGAGCGCGCAGCGAAGGCGGCGCACAUUCACGAUUUCAUCACCGAGCUUCCGCAAGGCUACGACACGCCCCUCGGCGACAACGCGUCGCUCAUCUCCGGCGGUCAAGCGCAGCGCCUCCAGAUCGCUCGCGCUCUCGUGCAGUCGCGAGAGAUUCUCAUCCUCGACGAGUGCACCUCGGCUCUGGACCCCGCGAACCAGCAGGCCGUGCUCGACACCAUCCUGCGCAUCAAGGCGGGUCGCACAACCCUCAUCGUCACGCACAAGCUCGCCAUCAUGGAGAAGUGCGAUCGGCUCAUCGUGCUCACGGACGGGACUGUCGCUGAGACCGGCACCGUCGCCGAGCUGCGCGCAAAGCCUCGAGGUGUCUUUGCGACUCUGGCGUCCGGCGGCGAGUGGGAGACGUCCUGA
Messenger RNA from Rhodotorula toruloides NP11, 4965 nucleotides. Its product is annotated as ATP-binding cassette, subfamily B, bacterial MsbA. The record is from RefSeq and is a predicted model, not a curated record. Gene Ontology annotation, cellular component: membrane. The transcript has 8 exons. Lineage: Eukaryota; Fungi; Basidiomycota; Microbotryomycetes; Sporidiobolales; Sporidiobolaceae. Gene Ontology annotation, biological process: transmembrane transport. Bases 1 to 4965 code for a protein of 1654 amino acids. Gene Ontology annotation, molecular function: ATP hydrolysis activity; ATP binding; ABC-type oligopeptide transporter activity.